Molecule: messenger RNA, 700 nt
Organism: Fusarium redolens
Lineage: Eukaryota; Fungi; Ascomycota; Sordariomycetes; Hypocreales; Nectriaceae
Exons: 2
Coding region: 92-631 (179 amino acids)
Source: RefSeq, a predicted model, not a curated record
UUUCAAUCUAUACUAUCUAGCUACCAACAUCGCGACGAGGUCCAAAUCAAUCUUCCAGAAUAAACCCAACAUUGACUACACACACUUCACAAUGCCCAGCCAAACAAAAAAGCAAACGAGCAAGCCUCGAGCUCGCAAGUCAAGAAGCUCAACAACCAAGCAGCAAAAGUCCAAAAGCACAAUUCUAUCAUCAUGUCUCUUCUGUCUCCGUAACCGCAGAAAAUGCGUACGAGUAAACGGGCAAGCACGAUGCUCUGAAUGCACAGCUCUAUGCCAAACUUGCCACUGGCCAAAUCUCCAGCAAAACCUUCAUCAACUAUUACACGAGAAGCAACAACUAUAUCUCCAGCGACGGUCACUAUCAAAAAGCUUACUAGAAGGCGUCAGAGACAUGGAGUUCUGCUCGUCCACGAUAGAAACACAACGGACUUUGAAGCGGUUACUAGAUGAUAUGGUUCAUGUGGAACAAAGGGCUUUUCAGCUCGAGUCGGAGGAAUCAAGACUUUGGGGUUUGAGACUCAAGGCUCAAUAUAGCGACGAUAUAGAUUCGGAGGACUCGUCUUCAAAUGAGAGUCUAUCUGAGCCAUCUCAGAGUCUCGAUUGCAACUUUGCUUUUCCUUGGGUAGAUUAAUAUCAAGACCUAUGAGCUCAGCAUAAAGUUUAUCAGUUGGUGUUGUCAUAACCCUCUAUAAUUGCAACA